Messenger RNA from Phlebotomus argentipes, 1771 nucleotides. RefSeq names its product cell division control protein 45 homolog (gene Cdc45). Bases 96 to 1766 code for a protein of 556 amino acids. NCBI's taxonomy places the organism in Eukaryota, Metazoa, Arthropoda, Insecta, Diptera, Psychodidae. Gene Ontology annotation, cellular component: DNA replication preinitiation complex. Gene Ontology annotation, molecular function: chromatin binding; DNA replication origin binding; single-stranded DNA binding. Gene Ontology annotation, biological process: DNA replication initiation; double-strand break repair via break-induced replication; mitotic DNA replication preinitiation complex assembly. The transcript has 2 exons. The record is from RefSeq and is a predicted model, not a curated record.
AAAAGUCAGUGGACGAUAAAUGUUGCAUUAGUGUGUUAUUUCUUGUCCAGUCUUUUAGCAAAUUGACCUCUAAAUGAGCCAGUCGUGAGGUGGAGAUGUUUAUUGACGACCUGGGAAGGGAUUUCUACGGUCGCCUGGUGGGGAAGCGCGUCCUGGUCAUCGUGAACUACGACAUUGAUGCCCUUUGUGCCAGUCGCAUCCUGCAAGCUCUCUUCCAGAAUGACCACAUUCUGUACUCGAUUGUGCCCAUUAUGGGCAUCUCGGGACUCCAGCGCACGUACACUGAACACAGGGAGGACGCCAAAAACAUCCUCCUGGUCAAUUGCGGUGGUUGCAUUGACAUUCUGGAGACGCUGCAACCGGAAGAGGAUGCGACUUUCUUCAUCUGUGACUCUCACCGUCCCUACGACGUGUGCAACAUCUACAACGAUGGCCAGAUCAAAAUUCUGGGGAAACCGAGUGAAGACGAAGGCAUUCCGGAGUUUGAGACCAUCUUCAGGGACUCUGACUCUGAGGAGAGUGACAGCGAGAAUGAGGAUGAGGAGGAGGGCGAACAGAUGACUAGGAUGCAGAAGUUCGAGGCGAAGAUGGAGAAACAGCGUCAGAGGAGAGUUUGGGAGACUGACAGGAAUCGCAUCAUGUUCGAGUACAGUCAAUUCAGCUACUAUGGCCGCAGUUCGGCUCUGCAGCUCUUCGAGUUGGCGUGGAGGCUGUCCAAGGAUUCCCUGGACAUCCUCUGGUGGGCCAUCGUAGGCGUCACUGAGCAGCUCGUGAUGGGGAAGAUCGAGAGUGCCGCGUACACGCUGGAAUGUAAUCAGAUUCAGUCUCACGUCUCGCGAUUGACCAACAAAGCUUCUGACAACACCAUCCAGACUGCCGUGAGGAUAACCUUCGAGAACGACCUGCAUCUGGCCAUGUACAGGCAUUGGAGCGUGCAGGAUUCUCUGCGUCACUCCAUUUACUCCGCCUGCAAGAUGCGACUGUGGACGCUACACGGCGAGAAGCGCCUACAGGAGUUGCUGGUGGAAAUGGGCUUGCCACUGGUGCAGGCCCGCCAGACCUUCUCCUCGAUGGAUCUGGUGCUGCGCCAGGAGUUCUACGGGAUGAUCGAGAAGCUGGCGGAAAAGUACGAUCUCACCGAUCUCAUCUACGGUUCCUUCACACUCCACUACGGCUACCGUCAUCGAUACAGCGCCGCCGAUUAUGUGUACUCCCUGCUGGCCAAUCUGGAGUCUGUGGGCGCUGAUCGGCUGCCGGAGCAGUGCUUCCUCGAGGCCAUGGACAGUCUAGAGCGCGUAAACCGCGGCAAACUGCACGGGGGCAUUGAACGGGCGAAGCAGCUUCUCGUGGGCAUCCUGAGACAUGUGCAAGGCCACCUGGAGAUGCGGCAGGUGCGCUCGGCCGGUCCCUUCCUCUAUUACACCCUCACCGAGGAGAGCAACCUCUUCUGCUGUCCUUACAGCCUCACACUCCUCACCCAGUUCAUCCUGCGCGCCCACGUGUCGGCCUCCCGCAGCCGGCGCGCCCCCGACAUGCCGCUCGUGGCCAGCUGUCCCGUAGACGUGGAACGAGGUAUCUGCCUCAUGAUCGGCAUCCCGCCGACGCGAGAGGAUUCACCCAAGAACCUCUUCGGUCGCGCCUUCGAGCAGGCCGCCCUCAAAUCCUCCGCCACCAUCUCGCCCGACUUCUUCGACACAGCCUGCAUCCAGAUCAAGCGAGACGAUCAGCAGCGCUUCCUGGACGCCCUCACGGUACUGCUAAGUUAAUUGCA